Mytilinidion resinicola is the source of this 2363-nucleotide messenger RNA. RefSeq lists its product as uncharacterized. The transcript has 2 exons. Bases 120 to 2186 code for a protein of 688 amino acids. Gene Ontology annotation, cellular component: nucleus; cyclin-dependent protein kinase holoenzyme complex. Gene Ontology annotation, biological process: regulation of cyclin-dependent protein serine/threonine kinase activity. The record is from RefSeq and is a predicted model, not a curated record. NCBI's taxonomy places the organism in Eukaryota, Fungi, Ascomycota, Dothideomycetes, Mytilinidiales, Mytilinidiaceae. Gene Ontology annotation, molecular function: protein kinase binding; cyclin-dependent protein serine/threonine kinase regulator activity.
CCAGCCCUACCAGGUUGACACGAUAGGGUAAUCCAAACAAAAGCUCUAUCUCCCCUCAGUCCUUUUGUCUCGUUUCAUAUCACGGGUUUUCUUUGCCUACUCUUUCAGCUUUCAUCAACAUGAGCCUCGACCAAUCAAGUCUUGGCACUUCGCCUCCUCGGAGCCACCCAUACGCCUCAUCUCUCUCUUCAUCGGCGUCCUCUUCCAUGUCCUCAGUCUUCUCCGUCGAUGCAAACUCUUCGCAGACAACGACUUCGUCAGUCUCCAGCUCGCAGAUUGGCUGGGACUCGGACGAAGUCUGGAGCUCAUCGCGGCCCGUCGCUGCGCCAAGUAACGACGUCAAUGGUAUAAACAGCUUUGCACCAAUCAGCCGUGUCAGCACAUUCCCGCAGUACCAGCCGAAGGCAUGCCAUGACUCUGCUGCCGAGCGUGUCCUUCCUCCUCUGAGGUCGGACUUGCCCGUCCCUGCGGAGCAACGCCAGCAUCCUCGCCGUUCGUCAACAGCUUCAGUCCGUCCCCCUCCAGCCCUGGUUCGACAAUGUGAACGUAGGGUCAACUUCGUGGACGGUCUAGUCGAUUCUGCAACUCAGAUGGUCGAAUGCAUUUGGCCCCUCUCAGUUCCCUCCACCCGCUGCGAGGCAGCUAGUGGCCGUGGUGUCUUGCCUCUCCGGACCUUCAUCCAGGAGACUCUUCGCCGAUCAAGAACUAGCUAUUCGACUCUCCAGGUCGCGCUCUACUAUCUGAUCCUCAUCAAGUCUCAUGUCCCGAAGCACGACUUUACCAUGCAGCAGCCGGAAGACACUCAGUCAUGCCGUGCUCUCCAAUGUGGUCGACGCAUGUUUCUGGCCGCUCUGAUCCUCGCGUCCAAGUAUCUGCAAGACCGCAACUACUCUGCUCGUGCUUGGGCCAAGAUUUCCGGCUUGAAGGUCUGCGAGAUCAACACCAACGAGAUGGCAUUCCUCACCGCCGUCAACUGGAAGCUUCACAUCACCGACCCCACCUGGGAGCGCUGGCAGAAGGUCGUCCUCGACAAUACCCCUACCCAACACCCCCCGCCUCCUCCUGGCGCUGGUGCUAUCUCCGUGAGCCCGAACAUGACCUAUUGGCGCGCCAUCAUUCCCAGCCUGACCCCAGAACUUGACGUGAUUGAGCUUCCAUCUAAGGUACAAGUCGCUAAGGCCAAGCCCCAAGAGUUCCACAUCCGUCCUACUCUGCGCUCUCCCGCCUGGACGGAGGGCUGCUCAUCCCAGGAGGCUACGCCAACUCCGUCGCACUACAAGCUUCCGCGAUUCUUGGAGCCCAAGCCAGACAUGCUCCCUCCUACGCCAACUCUGCCUCGCAUGGGCCCCUUGCCAACUCCGAACUUGACUCCCCAAUCGAUUGCCUCUUCCACUCCUGCUGCGAGUGCUAUGGCUUUCGGAUCGAGGCGUCCAUCCAUGUGUGCAGCAAUGGCUCAGGCCCAGAGUGCAUCUUUGGCUCGCACCUGCAUGGACCAAUGGUCUGUGAGGAGUGGUUUAGAGGCGUACCAAUUCAGUGGCCGACGACCAUCGCUUGCUCCGUCAACUACUUCCUCGUCAUCGUCCCCCGAGUCUAUGAUCAUGGACACCUCCCGCUCUUCUCGUGCAUCUUCGAUCUCGUCCGUCUCGUCCACAGGCUGGGCGCCGGUUCAGGCCAAAUUGGCUCGACUGGCGACUUGCCGAUCCGCGAGACUACCGUACCCGGCCAUGCAGAAGACUGUGGAGGUUACCGAGUUCCCUAUGGAGCCAAUGUCCUCGCCCAAUCUAGACCGCUUCCACAUCGACGAUGUCGAUAUCAAACAGUUCGACAGCCCGAUGACCAUGCGUCACACGCUCGAGAAGAAGUCGAACGGCCGAAAGCGUGGCCGAUCAUCUGUAGAUCUACAGAAGAACGUCCGCCACCUGCUCAACACCUCUCACUCGGUGUCCGACAUUCGGGGUUCCAACAUGGUCUUGCCCGAUCGCUCCGCCGCCACCUCAUUCCUUCUCCCCGACCCAACUGGCAACAGGACGCCACCCCUGGGAUCGCAGUCUCCCAUGUCCAUGUCGCCAGAACGUCGCGUCCCCAUCGAGAAGAACUUUGGCCACAAGCGUGCCUGUGCGACCGAGGCUAUGCCCAUCUUCCAGCGUGGGCCGGGCGGACCGGGCAUGUGGAAGGACGUGUUGUAGCUUAACAUCCUCCAUACUACACUACCACCAGGCCCUACCAUUACCCCUUACCGUGUACAUUGAUCAAACAUCAGUCACAAAUUUUCCUUUUUCUUCCUUGUUUUUCUUUCUUCUCUUGCGUGCUGGGAGGGGCCUCUGCGUCUAAUACAGCCACAUUAACCGGCGUUCUUGGGAAAC